AUGAGGAAAACGAUUAUUAUAGUUCUCUUUGCCCUCAUUGCUUCCGCAUGGGGGUAUUAUUAUAAUUAUGAUUCAAACUAUAAUUCCAAUGCAAAUAAAGUACUACUAUCUUCUGUUCAAACUCUUACAUUUUCGAAAUCAAAAUAUACUACAGGAAGGAGAUCUAGACCCAUUCCUCAAAUGACCUGCGAGAGAGGUUCUGCGAGCUGCUCAUUCGCUCCUUCGAGCAUGCAGUGCUACAACCGAGGAUUUGAUGGAAGGGAUGUCCAAUGGGAAUGCAAAGCUGAACUGGAUAAAGGCGUUUCUUUGGGAGAAACGGUAGUUUCGUGUGAAGGAUACGAUUAUCCAGAUGAUCCGUAUAUCCUUGUGGGUUCCUGUGGCGUGCGAUUUAAGCUUGAACGCAACGCGGACUAUGGUACGUAUCAUAAUCAUCAUCGCCGUGGAUACAACGGCUACAACGAUUACAAUGACUACAAUGACUACAAUGGUGGAGGUUUUUGGUCAUGGUUCGAUAACAUUGCUAAUUUCAUCUUCACUGUUUCUUCCAUGAAUUCAUUUUAUUAUAGAUCAUCUUUAUUUUGUUUAUUAUUUGGAUCAUCGGGUUCAACACUGUCCUCAAAGUCCUCUUCUUCCCAUUGA
Messenger RNA from Blastocystis hominis, 639 nucleotides. RefSeq lists its product as hypothetical. Gene Ontology annotation, cellular component: endoplasmic reticulum membrane. Gene Ontology annotation, biological process: regulation of store-operated calcium entry. The coding region runs from base 1 to 639 and encodes 212 amino acids. The transcript has 4 exons. NCBI's taxonomy places the organism in Eukaryota, Bigyra, Opalinata, Blastocystidae. The record is from RefSeq and is a predicted model, not a curated record.